Molecule: messenger RNA, 2148 nt
Organism: Pestalotiopsis fici W106-1
Lineage: Eukaryota; Fungi; Ascomycota; Sordariomycetes; Amphisphaeriales; Sporocadaceae
Exons: 5
Coding region: 1-2148 (715 amino acids)
Biological process (GO): metal ion transport; transmembrane transport
Cellular component (GO): membrane
Molecular function (GO): metal ion transmembrane transporter activity
Source: RefSeq, a predicted model, not a curated record
AUGUCAAGAUUAAAUCAUGAAGAACUCGUCAAAAGAGUCGAAGAACAACAUGCUCGAUAUAUAUCAAGUCUUGGCGAGCUCCAUGAAUCAAUGGGCGGCCGCACAUUGGAAGGACAAGGCCCAGUCGCGCCCACUCCUCCAAUGAAGCCCAUUUCCGUCACGUCGACUUUUCUCGGUGAUAUUCCUCCAAUCUCGACAGAAGCUGCCCGGCGAUCACGUCGCCUGACCAAUGAGCUUGGUGACAGGAGGGCAUUGCUACCUAAGAAUACACCCGCCUCGCUUCUGAGCUUGGAUCUCGACAUGAGCGAUGAUGAAGACUUUGCCCAGCCUCCCUCCAACACGGCACCAGAGCCAAUAAUUAAUGACAAGAUUUGCGUUCAGCAGUCUUUGCCCGAAUACACCUACCACGACAAUGAAUUGUACUUUCACAUCAAGGGGUUUCAGUUUCCCGAGGCCACCCAGAUCGCUCUCGAUGAUGUGUACCGGAGACGUGAGGAGCUCGAACCUCAAAACUUGUUUCAACUUUUCAAUGACCAGCACGACAAGCUCUAUGAUAGCGCGGCAUAUCAGGUUUUUGACAUUGGGCGGGAUGCCUUGGCCAGACCGAGACAUGCAGCAGGGAGUAAAGAUUCCGACAUGAUACUGGAUGCCAAGACAGUGUGGGAUACGCUCAAGCACAUUGAUGGCAGUCAUGUCGUUGGUAGAAUGACAUCACUCAUGGACCCCUCGCCGCUCAUGCUUGGAGCACUUCACCUGAGCAUGCAAUCCCAUUUCGACAUGGAUGAACUCUUUCAGCAUCUCGUCACGAGAGAGGGCAACAAGGGCAAGACCAAGGCCUACAUGGACCGAGCAUUCGAAACAAGCGAGACACGACAGAGGAGCUGCUUUUUCGUCUUUAAAUAUUACACCGUCGUCGGGGACAGGCUUACCCCGGCUCCAUGGCAGCACUAUGAUCAUCGGCCGGCGGACAAGAGAGCCGCGGAUCACAUUGACAUUUGCGAGUGUAGUUCCAUCUUGGCCCUGUCCCUUUCCGGCGAUCCUGUCCGCACGUUUGAGCGCAAAAAGCGCAAGUCCAAGGCCGAGCAGGGCAAAAUCUACGACUCGUUUGCGCCGUGGCAGCUCCUCAAUAUCCAGUGCUUUCCUGAUGAUGUCCACGUCAUGCGCAGCGAGGACUCUCAAACCACUUUUUGCAGUGGUCCGUUGGCCUUUCUCGACGCUCUCGUCAUGGAGUAUCGUGAUGCCGUCAAGAGGAAUAUCGACUUGAGUGAUGUCAUUACCAAGCUCAUUACUCCUCCGGUCACAUUCAUGUUUGAUGAUCGCCUGCGGGAUAAGCUCUUGUUUGAAGACAAGCACUUUACCUAUUCGAGACGAUAUUUCUGGGCUUACAAUUCGCUGGCGGUCAUUAAUGACGGCAUCAAGUCCAUGAUGAAUGCGUAUACAGAUACCUUUACCAAGGAUUUCUGGGCCGGAAAACACCCGACACUGUUUCCACACCCAGACAGUGGUGCCCAGAACUCGCCAGAAUACGUGGCCUACAUUGCCAAGUUGCGUCCACUACGCCACGAGCUCGAAACGGCCGUCGCCCUGCUGCACCAGGUCCACGCCAAGAACGAGGCGACGCGGCAGGAGAUCAAGAGUCUGCGGGACCAGCUCUUCUCCGGCAGCAGCGUCAAGGAGAGUCGGCGAGCGAUUGAGCAAGGCGACAAUAUCAAGGUGCUGACGAGCCUGAGCAUGAUCUUCUACCCCCUGACCUUUGUCACGAGCGUCUGGAGCAUGACGGGGUUUCCCUUGGACGUGGACGACUGGCAGUUUCCCGUCACCAUGAUUUGCGCCUGCGUGCCGUUCAUUGUCUUUAUCCUGCUGGUGCAGACGCGGACGGGCAUGGAGUUUCUCAUGAGCCACAUUGAGCGCCUCGACGAACGGUUCAAGCUCAUGAUGACUCGUCGGGGGAUGCUCAAGAGGACGCGCGAGGCAUCGAGUAUAGCGGUUGGCAAGACCGAGUCUGCAGCAGAGCCGAGACCGAGACGACGGCCAAGAAGGUUUUCUAAGCGCGAGACGGUCGUGAUCAAUGUACAGCCUCCAAAGUUGCCCGAUGGAAAUAGAUGGUUAUGGUGGAGGAAACCAGGGGAACAGCAGGGUGUAGUUUGA